CUGGUGUCAAGCGGAUCCAGUGAUUCAUUCAUAGCCGCUGAAGGGGCAGAGGACGGAACAAACCUACACCCACCCCUCCCUCGCAGCGAAGAUGGGAACCAGUGAUUUCAUAGGCGAAUAAAGUCGGUGACCGAGCACCUCGGAUAACGGAAAGGAGCCGCGCUCUCCUAAUGCAUCCAGUUUUCUGUUGGAUAAGGCAGGCGCGCACGCCACGCGCAUGGAUUCUAGAACUGUUGGACACAUUUUCCUCAUGAUUACGAUGAUGAUGAUGAUGUCACCAGAAGCACGUCGCUUCGUUACAGUUGUAAAGUCCGAUUACAACAAGUAAAAGUGCACUGAAAGAGCUGAAAGCACUUCCGAAGGCAGCGGACCAACUGUGCCAGUCAAGCGCAUUUAUGAACUUGCCGAGCCCUUCUUUCGCUCAGCUUCGUUCUCCAUCACUCUGAACGCCUCAUAGUUUGAGAAGAUGGAGUUUGCUAUGGUGGGCGCGGACAGUGGGGGCUGCAACACCCACCUGCCCUAUGGAUAUGCCCAGGCUCGCGCCCGGGAGAGAGAGCGCGAGAGGGAGAGGCAGUCUCGCGCAGCGGCCGCGGCGGCAGCUGAAGCUGGAGCGGUCGGAGAGGGAGGUGGGUCCAUUGGCCAUCCCCACAACCACCCGCAUCAGAGUCGCGCCGCCUCUUCGACGAAUGCCAACAACAGUAGCGCCGGGACCGCCUCGCGCCCCUCCUCCUCCUCCUCCUCCUCCCAACAGCCGCAACAGCAACAGCAGCAGCAGCAACACCACGAGCCACCACAGCAACUUCUCAGAGAGCGAAAAAAGCAAAGAGGCGUCGCGCGCUGGAGACGGAACCGCGCGGCUCUCGGCGGGGAUCUACGCCACUCAGAGUUGGCGCUCCUAGGAUCCGAGGAGGACAUUAUGAUCGAGGAGGAGGAGGAGGCGGAGGGCGAGGAGGAAGAGGAGGACAGGGGAAGCAAGAGGUCCAGUUUUGUCUAUAACAUGGAUGAUGAGGAGGAAACGGUGUCGUUAACGGACAGACGUCCUCAGUCAGGGUAUGAAAACGUUUACAAUGAGUACGGCUGCUGCGAGAGAGUUGUCAUCAACGUGUCGGGCUUAAAGUUUGAAACUCAGCUGAAGACUCUCGCGCAGUUCCCGGACACUCUCCUGGGAGACCCCGAAAAAAGAAGCAGGUACUUCGACCCUCUGCGUAACGAAUACUUCUUUGACAGAAACCGACCGAGCUUCGACGCCAUUCUGUACUUCUAUCAGUCAGGGGGGCGCUUAAAGAGACCCGUCAAUGUGCCGUUUGACAUCUUUUCCGAGGAGGUCAAGUUCUAUGAACUCGGGGAUGAGGCAAUGCUCAAGUUCCGCGAGGAUGAGGGCUUCGUGAAGGAGGAGGAGAAGCCGCUGCCCGAGGACGAGUUCAAGCGUCAGAUCUGGCUGCUCUUCGAGUACCCAGAGAGUUCAAGUCCAGCCAGAGGGAUCGCGGUCGUGUCAGUGCUGGUCAUCGUCAUAUCCAUAGUCAUUUUUUGUUUAGAAACAUUGCCAGAAUUCAGGGACGACAAAGAAUUCCUCAUCCCAGGUAAAAACUCCACGCAGGCAGACAAUGGAUUUACGCCAUUCAACGACCCCUUUUUCAUCGUGGAGACAGUGUGCAUCAUCUGGUUCUCGUUUGAGAUCAUCGUGCGCUUCUUCGCCAGCCCCAGUAAAGCUGAUUUCUUUAAAAACGUUAUGAACACUAUAGACAUCGUCUCUAUUUUGCCUUAUUUCAUAACUCUGGGCACAGAUCUCGCGCAGCAGCAAGGCAACGGGCAACAGGCUAUGAGUUUCGCCAUCCUGAGAAUAAUACGACUCGUCCGGGUGUUCAGGAUCUUCAAACUGUCUCGGCACUCCAAAGGUCUCCAGAUCCUCGGGCACACUUUACGCGCGAGCAUGCGAGAGCUGGCGCUGCUCAUCUUCUUCCUCGUCAUCGGCGUCAUCCUGUUCUCCAGCGCGGUGUACUUCGCAGAGGCGGACGAGCCCUCGUCACAGUUCACCAGCAUCCCAGAUGCGUUCUGGUGGGCUGUGGUGACCAUGACCACGGUGGGCUACGGGGACAUGAAGCCCAUCACGGUCGGGGGCAAAAUCGUGGGCUCGCUGUGCGCCAUCGCCGGUGUCCUGACCAUCGCACUUCCAGUCCCUGUCAUCGUGUCCAACUUCAACUACUUCUACCACCGGGAGACUGAUAACGAGGACCAGGCGCCCGCCGUGGAACAACCCCCGCCGGGCUGCCCCUACUUUCCGGAUUUCCUGAGAAAAUUCAAGGGGUCCCCAUCGGGCUCGUCUUUAGGUGAUAAGGCUGCGGAGUACAUGGAGAUGGAGGAGGGCGUGACGGAAUCUCUGUGCGGGGCUGACACGCAGAGCCCGAGCAGAGGGAACGGUACUGACUUAGGCGGGAAAAACAGUUCACAUUCACGAACCCUACAGACAGAUGUAUGAUUAUGGAAGAACGAUGACCUUUCAUCAAGAUGACUGCACAAAUGAAUCAGUUAACAGCACACACAUGCACAACUUGAAGACACACACAGUACGCGCGUGCGCAGACACACUGUCUCACACACAUUAAGUUCUGGACCUGAGCUGAAACUUUUUUGCAAUGUGGCUGGCUACUUUUGUAGAGAAACAUACCCUGUAAUCACAUGACAGGCAACGCAAAAAUCACCAGCUUUACGUGACGUGGAGAGGUGUCUCUAUCAGCCCACCUGUUCAGUUCAGUUGACAGAACCGAGCGACUCCCGGUUCAUUAAAUGAAGGAACUUGCAUAGGCACUUUAUGAGUUACAUUUGUCAGUAAUUGUAGGAAAAAGAGGCGAGUUCUUAUCUAAUGCUAUUAUGCAAUAACGUUUAAAUCGUUUGCACUAUCAUCAAUUAUGUUCUAGUCUCCCACUUUAAUGCAGAGGAAAGAAAUACUGAGCUAGAGAGAGAGAAAAAAGACCCCAUAACAAUCAUGCUAUGAAUUGCAUUUAUGAUUAAUUCCAAACAAUAGCAAACAUACGCUGUCCACGACCAAUUCAGCUAUUAGAAUUAAUUGGAGAGCAGCAUGUUGCAUAACUUAAGGCUAUGUUAUCUUAAAAAUCCCAUUAUGGCAAACAUGUGUCCGCAUGGCAGUAUUCAGUAUGUACUACACUCUGGUAAAACCUUUUUAGCACACCCUGUGUAGUUAUUUGUGCAUCGUCCAAAGUGACUCAAGAGUCAUUAUAGUCAGUCCCUUUUGUGAGUAUUGAAUACAAAUCAAUCAUGUUCGUUUUUGUUCAAUAGCACAAGAUUCACACCACACUACAGUUCAUCCAUCACUCGAUCUAGGCGUCAUUCUUUCGCAGCAUUUUAACAUACAGAGUCCAAAAUAACCGGUUUGCAUUGUCUCACAAAGUAAAACACCCUGUACAACAGAGUCAACACCGACACCGUGGCUUGAAGGAUCAGUUUGGCCACUGUUUUCAAGUUACUGUCUUGGGAGUUUAUUUCAAGGGGAAUGCUUCAUGCAACUAUCUGUCUUCAUCCCUUUACCAAAUGACAAUGCAUCCCUUUAUUAAAAUGCUGGCGGAAAUCUACAGCACUGAUGGGAACAUGAACUUGGUGGACUUCAUGCACAGCGAAUCCUCAUCUCAAAGGAGUGCACGAUGACCACUGAGCAUGCGCGGUGCAUCGGAAACCCAGUGUUGUGAGUCUUGCCUAUGAGAGACUUUUCCGUCAGCCUUUGGACUCCUACAGAAAGGAAUGGCCAUGAUUGCCUGUCAUCGGAUGGCGAGUUGAACGGGACGGUCCCGUCACAGAAGGUGUCACUGAAGCCACUUGUGUACAUCAGAUUGAGAGUGGACACUGCAGCCUCUCCAACGAGCAGUAAGACAGGUGUCCAUCAUCAAGCCAGGUGUCAAACUGUUUAAGACCCGCCCCAAUAAAUGCCUUAAAGACACAGUACAUCUCUAUGUAGAGGAACCUGCAGCAGGAGACUUCUUAAAAAAAAAAAAAGCUUGACAUGUUUUCAUUUUCCUCUUUAUGAGUGAAUCAGUGUCUUGCAACAGAUGUGAAUAUUUUCUUAUAAUAGAGAAAUGUUUGUUUGGGUGUAAUAUUGCCACUUGUUUUGAUUGGUUUCUUUCAAUGUUUUUUUGUUUUGUUUGUUUGGUGGUAGGCCUGAUGAAAGCUGUUAAAUAUACGUGAAGGGAAAGUCUACUGUAUGUCGGUGGCAGCCUCUUCCAUCUAGUUUUUUCUCUUUUCAUUUCCUAAACCAAAAGACUGCCAGCUGGAAUGGAGAAAUUCAGCGGCAGUGCUCAAUGAUGUCAGUCUGGACGGGUCACACUUUUACUGUAUGAAUGCAGGGUCAAAUCACAUACCCCUCAGACACAUUGUUUUCACUCAAAUCUCCAACAAUCAAACUGCUUUUAGAUUAGAGUGGCAAUAUACAUUUCAUCAAAACCUUAAGGGUUUUUAAGGACAGUUCUCUCCAAAAAUUAGAACAUUCUGUCAAUAUUUGCUUUUCCAAACAUGUAUGACUUUCUCUCUUUUGCAAAGAGUCUGGUUUUUAUGCCCAGUUUAUAAACUAACUGAUGACUUGAUCAAACUGCAGUGGCAUUGAUCUUAUUCAGCUCAAUCUAAAUUAAAUUUUAAUUGAAUUGAAAGAGAUGGUUUGGACCUUGAAUAAUCCAAUCAACAUGAACAAAUAAGCAUAGAAAUGCUUGAAUUCAAAUAUUUUCUCAUACAAGCAUGCUCGUUUAUUACAAUUUCACAUCUUAUGAACCGGUUAGGGGAAGAGAAAAUAUAUUGUUAAAGCUCAUGACUUACGUCAACUUUUUAAAAGUGUUAAGUGCCAAAACUUGUCUUACACAGCUAGUGAUAAUCAAAGAUAAUUAGUGUAAACAAGUGAAACUAACAUACACCUAUACCUACUAUUCCUAUACCUACAAAUCUGUUUGUAAAAUUGUAAUUUCAGUAUGUGUUACAGCAGUGGGGAGAUGCGUGGACAUAAAUAUUUUAACAUAGUUUUUUUUUAAAUUAAAACUAAAAUAAAAGUUUAUGAUACAAUAAUUUGAAUCAGUAACUGGAGACUUGCUGUGACCGUGAGUUCAGUGAGUUGUUCAUUUGAGAAAAGAUGCAAAGGAUCAGUCCGAUUCAUGAACGAAUCAUUUAGUAUGAUUUGAGAAUCAGUUUAAAAGAUUAACUGCAAAGAAUCAGCUUGUUUACCAAUUGCCAUAAAUGUUCUUAAGCACAGUAACAGUAAAUACACUUUUGCUGUCCUGUGGUGCUUUUCCCAAACAACCACAUAACUUGUGGCUGAAGUACAAAAGCACGUUGCAUCAUUUGUGAAAAGAGCGACUGUUGACGAGUGUUCCCCAAAACUGUAGUUUCUCUGUCGCAGAUCCAUCGUUAAAACCCCGUUAAUUAUAGCGUAAAACAACCAUAAUGAUGCUCUAAAUGGGGUGGAGUAAAAACCUCAUAAAAUCCCCAUAACCUUUUUGUGCAAAUAGUUUUACACGCACACAUCUACAACAAAAAAAUCCAAUAUUAGUUUUAGUAAAAACAUGCACUCGUUUUCCAUAUUAAUUGAAUUAUAUGUACAUAUAGGCCCAGUGGUUCCUUUACAAAUAUUUUUGAGAAUAUUCUAUUCUAAAACAUAAAACCACUUUCAAAAAGCCAACAUAUAUUCUAAUCUCAUAUAUAAAUCA
Danio aesculapii is the source of this 5696-nucleotide messenger RNA. It is a transcript of the gene kcna4, whose product is annotated as potassium voltage-gated channel, shaker-related subfamily, member 4. Gene Ontology annotation, molecular function: potassium ion binding; delayed rectifier potassium channel activity; protein binding. Gene Ontology annotation, biological process: protein homooligomerization; potassium ion transmembrane transport. Gene Ontology annotation, cellular component: voltage-gated potassium channel complex; membrane. The transcript is spliced from 2 exons. Bases 467 to 2476 code for a protein of 669 amino acids. The record is from RefSeq and is a predicted model, not a curated record. Lineage: Eukaryota; Metazoa; Chordata; Actinopteri; Cypriniformes; Danionidae.